Molecule: messenger RNA, 1182 nt
Organism: Beta vulgaris subsp. vulgaris (sugar beet)
Lineage: Eukaryota; Viridiplantae; Streptophyta; Magnoliopsida; Caryophyllales; Amaranthaceae
Exons: 7
Coding region: 120-803 (227 amino acids)
Molecular function (GO): protein binding
Source: RefSeq, a predicted model, not a curated record
ACACAGAAGUGAACCUUCUUUUCUUGGGUGUUGGGGUUUAAUUCACCUAAGUUACAAAUUACAAUCCCUCACAAAAUUCAAUCAAAUCGAAACCAAAAAGAACCAAAAUUUGAAAGAAGAUGGCUGGUGAGAUUCAAUUUGAUGAUUCUACACUGAUUAACACCGUUGAGAUCCUUCUCAAGACUGUUGGUCCUGCUCGACCUUCUCGCCUAAAAGUUCCUUCUACCAUUAAGGUGUGUGAUUUGAGAAAAUUAGUUGCUGCAAAUAAACAUUUACCGAUUGAGACUUUGAGGCUUAUUUCGCGUGGAAAUGCAUUGCAUGAUAGAAAAAAUGGAGAAGAUGUCUGUGUUCAACUUGCAGAUGGUGAUAGCUUGAUUGUAGCAGUUAGACCGAAGGCACCACCAAAGCAUGUUAGAGCUGAAUAUGAUGACGAUGAUGAGGAUGAAGACGAUAUGAAGUUCCAGCUCCCAGAGUCAACAAGUCGAUGGAAGUGGAGGCUCUUUUGCUUUUUACAUGAUAAGUUGAAGCUUCCUGAUAUUGUUUUGAUCGCGAUCUACUCUCUCAGCUUAAAGGCAUGGGCCUUUAUCAUCCUAUGGUUCAUCCUGGCUCCAGUUUCAUAUCGAUGGGAUCUAGGACCAUUAUAUAUACUUGGAACAGGAUUUGCUAUCAUCUUUUAUAAUCUUGGACAUCGUCAAACAGGUGAACUCAGUGCGUAUUCAAUCUUCAAUGAGGACUUCAGAGAACUACCAGGAACUCUCAAUGCAGACCGCCUGGACAGAGACCUACGAACAGGUCAGCUUUAAGGUGAUGGUACAGCAGGCCUUCUAUUUGUAUAAACUAGUGGAACUUCGGCUUUCAGUGCUCUGCUGAUCCUGCAUUCAGUGCUCAAGCGCCUUAUUAUGCAGAGUACCUUUAGACAUAUGUAAGCACCUUUUUUUUGUGGUAUAGGUUUUUCAUGCACCAAUCUCCAAAAGAAAAAAUAGAAAAGAAAAAAUUGAUAGCAACUGUAAAACUUGAUGUAAAGCUUCUCAACACAAAAAUUCUGAUUUACACUUGUUUUUCUUUAACAGCAUUUUUUGUAUUGUCAGUUUGUUAUUCCAUCCUUUCCUGUAGAGGUUGUGUACUUGUGUAAAUGUAUCAAAUUUGCUAGCUGAUGCGUGUGUAUAUAAUCUAUUUUGUUAA